AUGACUUUGUCAAAAAAGGACGAGGAUUCGGGUGAUUUGGGUGUAUUUUAUCAUCUCGAUAAGACCACUGUUCUUCAGGAAGCUCGCGUUUUUAAUGAUACACCUAUAGUUCCAAGAAAAUGCCGCCUCCUUCUUACUAAAAUCAUUUAUCUAUUAUAUCUUGGCGAGCCAAUGGCAACCACAGAAGCAACCGAGUUGUUCUUUAGCGUAACCAAGCUUUUUCAAUCUAAAGAUAUUGCUUUGCGGCAGAUGGUAUACUUAGUAAUUAAAGAACUUUCAACCAUUGCUGAAGAUGUCAUCAUGGUUACUAGCAGCUUGAUGAAAGAUAUGCAACCAAAGUCCGAAGUAAUUUAUCGGGCAAACGCAAUAAGAGCCUUAUGUAAAAUUACCGAUGCAUCAAUGCUUCCAAGCGUUGAGCGCUUUCUAAAAGCUGCUAUUGUAGAUAAAACUCCGUCAAUCUCUUCUGCUGCUUUGGUAUCUAGCUAUCAUCUUUUUCCUGCUGGAAAGGACGUAAUCAAGAGAUGGGCCAACGAAGUUAAUGAAGCCAUUAAUUCAAAGCCAUCGUCGCUAGUCGGUACAGCUUCCUCAUACUUAACGUCUUUUUCAUCGGGUGGAUCUUCAUAUGGUUCCUCCCCAUCUGCAAGUAACAUUAGUCAAUAUCAUGCAUUGGGGCUCUUAUAUUUGAUUCGCCAACAUGACCGCAUGGCUGUGACAAAGUUGAUUCAACAACUGUCUGGAGGCAGUAGAAGUUCUUUUAGUACCACUAGUAGUGUUUUACGCAACUCUUUUGCGUACUGUCUGUUGAUCCGAUAUGCAGCAAAGAUUUUAGACGAGGAUCCCAAUUCAAGACAACAAAUGUACGAUCUUCUGGAGGGUUGGUUGAGGCACAAAAAUGAUGUCGUCAAUUUUGAAGCGGCAAAAGCAAUAUGUAAUAUUAAGGACGUGACGGCUAAAGAACUGUAUCCGGCUGUCAAUGCUAUUCGCACACUCAAUAAAUUGGCCAUGAACCAUCCAACUGCAGUUCAACCCUGCAAUUUAGAUAUGGAAAAUCUAAUCACCGAUCAAAAUAGGAGUGUAGCCACCUUUGCUAUAACUACACUAUUAAAAACGGGAAAUGAGGCUAGCGUCGACCGUUUAAUGAAGCAAAUUACAGGAUUCAUGUCAGAGAUUUCCGAUGAAUUCAAAGUUAUCGUUGUAGACGCGAUAAGAUCGUUGUGCCUCAAGUUUCCUACUAAACAAGUUGUGAUGCUCAGCUUUUUAAGUGGCGUAUUAAGAGAUGAAGGUGGAUAUGAAUUCAAAAGAGCAGUGGUCAAUGCAAUCUUUGAUUUAGUCAAAUUCAUUCCUGAGUCAAAAGAAGCUGCUUUGGCGCAUUUAUGUGAAUUUAUUGAAGAUUGUGAAUUCACCAAACUUUCCGUACGUGUUUUGCAUCUUCUUGGGAUUGAGGGCCCGAAGACCGCUACACCUACAAAAUAUAUCCGAUACAUUUACAAUCGCGUUAUAUUGGAAAAUUCUAUUGUGAGGGCAGCAGCUGUUAGUGCGCUUGCAAAAUUUGGAGUUAGUGUGGAUGAUCCUGAAGUAAAAAAAAGCAUUAAAGUCUUACUCACAAGAUGCUUGGAUGACAAUGAUGACGAAGUUCGUGAUAGGGCCACUUUGUAUCUCAAGCUCUUGGACGAUGAAGAAAAUGCUGAAAAAUAUGUCAAAGAUGGUCAGUAUUUGGUGAAGACCUUCAUAGAACUAGUAUUAACUUCAUUCUUACUAUUGCCAGAUUCUACCUAUUCUCUUGCUGUCCUUGAAAAACAACUUGUUCAAUAUGUGAGCGACCCAGAAGCUUCUGAUAAACCUUUUGAUUUAUCUGCUGUUCCAAAGAUCACUAAAGCACAAGCAGAAGCAGAGGAUUUGCGAUCCCGAAGUUAUGAAAUUGUGGCUACUCAGACCAUUGGUAUUCCAUCGCCGGCUGUAAUCAGCGUCAACGCUUCCAUCGUCGCCACCACAAGUACGGCUGUGACUCCUACCCCUGGAAUAGAUCAACAAAAAAUAUACGCACAACAAUUGGAGAAAUUUCCCGAGAUUGCUGCGUUUGGCACGUUGUUUAAAAGUAGUACAAAACCAGUUGAUCUCACGGAGAGCGAAACCGAAUAUGUCGUUAGUUGUAUUAAACAUAUGUUCAAUGAGCAUAUAGUGUUUCAGUUCAACAUUAACAAUACGUUGAAUGAUCAAUUAUUGGAGAAUGUGUCGGUGGUAAUGCAACCAGAAUCAGAUGAAAAUGAUUUAAUUGAAGAGUUUGUAAUUCCAGCACAAAAACUACCAUAUGAUCAACCUGGAUCCGUAUACGUCGCUUUCAGAAAAACAAAUCCAGAAGAAUAUGCAUUCUGUAAUUUCUCAAAUACCAUGAAGUUUGUAGUGAAAGAUUGUGACCCAUCAACUGGUGAAGCUGGUGAAGAAGGAUAUGAAGAUGAAUAUUCAGUCGAAGAUAUUGAUAUAGUUACUAGUGAUUAUGUCCUUCCCACAUACCUGAGUGAUUUCCAAAGUACCUGGGAUCAAUUUGGUGAAGAAGGACAGGUCGUAGAAACAUUUGCUUUAACUGCUGCAAAAAGUUUAAAAG
Acaulospora colombiana is the source of this 2602-nucleotide messenger RNA. NCBI's taxonomy places the organism in Eukaryota, Fungi, Glomeromycota, Glomeromycetes, Diversisporales, Acaulosporaceae. The record is from the annotation of a GenBank genome assembly.